GUUUAAACACUUGCUUGCCGAACACCUACAAAGGACCGGCCCAGAAAAGCUCUUGAAUUUUCAUCCAGUUUUCAGUCUGCCUGCAGCCCGGCAGCUUUCUGCAGAGUAAAUGGAAAAGAGAUAUGAUGGUCAAGACUUCACAGAGGAAGCAUCAUGACUGGGUAGACCAAUCCAAACCAAACCCUGAUUUAAGCAUCUCCAUCCCUUUGAGGAUGUCCAAUUACAUAUUCAAGAGUCCAGUUACGAGAAUCACAUCCCACCCAGGCAAUGAGGUCAGAUACCAUCACUUGGAGGAAACCCUGGACAAGCCCCAACAGGUUUGCUGGCAGAAGAGACUUCAAGGACUCCAGGCCUGCAGCACCACGGGACAACUGUUAAGUCCUUUCGAUCUUACCAAAGCCUUGCAAACACUUGUGCCCAGUUGCACAGGUGAGUCCCUGCCAGGUGUUCUCGCAGGUGGUCCUCACCCUGCUGGGUCCUCACAUUUGGCAGAGAUGAUUCCAAGAUCUGGUCUGGGUAUCCCACAGCUCCCCUGCAAACAAUUUCUGGUAACUGAGAAAGAUAUCAGUAAACAGGAAAGGAAAAUGAAGAUGGCAAGAGACAGACUGGCGAUAGCGUUGACUGCAGACAGACUUGCUCGCAAGGCAGAGAAAGCGAGGGACCAAGAAGGAUGUCCGGAAGAACACUAG
This is a messenger RNA of Molossus molossus (Pallas's mastiff bat), 689 nucleotides long. RefSeq names its product methyl-CpG-binding domain protein 3-like 1. The transcript has 2 exons. NCBI's taxonomy places the organism in Eukaryota, Metazoa, Chordata, Mammalia, Chiroptera, Molossidae. Bases 123 to 689 code for a protein of 188 amino acids. The record is from RefSeq and is a predicted model, not a curated record.